GCAUGCCCCACCAGAAAAAUGCCGUGAUGGGGUUGGUCCGAGUGCAGCAUGUGUUUACUUCGAAGCCAGCUAGUACCUCACAACAUUUUCUGAUUACUUCACAUCUUCAGAUUCGUAGCCCUACCGCCUCAUUAUCGAUCCUUAGGAAUGAAGGCAGACUGGACCAUCGAACUUCGCUUCAUCUUCAUAGAUCGUCUGUGCCAUCUCUACCUUUUCGUGUACAUAAUUCAACGAAUGUUCGCCAGUGGGGACAUGCCGCCCUUGAUAGACAGCCUGGUUAUUACGUUAGAUAACGAGGGAUCUGAAGUGGGAAAUCCUCCCAACGGUCACGAUGAUUCGGCGAAGCGAGAAGAGGUGAUGAAGUAUUAUCCAACCGGUGGGCGUCAACAGCAGUUGCACCAACCCAACACCGUUUCCGGGGCAAAGAUGGCGAAUGAAACGGAUACUGAAGUCUCUCCAUCCAUGUUAAGAGGCCUUGAUGAUUCUAACUGUCCUAAAAUAUUCUGCUUCAUUCAUCGUUACUAUUCUACAUCAAAACUAAUUCUGGACUGCAAAGAGACGGAAGUUGAAAAUAAAACUGCCGUGGAGUAUAUAGACUGCUUUUACCGAAUGAGUCCCACAUCUCCCACUGGUACACAGAAAUACCCUCCGACAUUUGUGUCUAAUGAUGGCAGAGGUUAUGAUCUCAAGAUAACUCUGACUCCAUCUCGCAGACGGCGUUCGGGCAGCGCAGAGCGGCGUGUUACGGUCGAUUACCUAGCAAACGGCGUACUUGGAUGGGUGGUGGAAGCAGUUAGACGACGGGUGCGUAUGGCUCAUAGUCCGGUACACCUCAUCCUACCAUUCAUUCAGUUCGCACAUAUACGACGAGCAGAUGUCGGGGAUCUAUCCACCAGGCACCGCGUGACACGUCUGACUUUGUGGAACCCACUUAGAUGGAACGAAGACAGCCUAAUUCCCGCCCCAUUAGGAGCAAACUUUGCGUCAUACGUAAGUCCAAAAAAUCCUUCUAUCCCUCCUUACUUCCGACUAAACGUGUUCUGUGAUCACAUUAACCGAAAACCCUCGUUCAAACGCUUAUGGCUUCCUUGGGAAAGCUGGCAGAUCCGAUUUAACCACUGUCAGGGCAAGUAUGGUUGCUUAGCCUGGCUAAGUCCCUACCCAAUAUGCGAUUCUACCAGUCAGCACUCCUUCAUGCCAUCUUUCUUCAUUAUGCCACUCGUCGUUUCGAGUCAGUCAGAUUUACAAUCUCUUAACAUCAGUUCUGAGGUUGUUGCUUCAAGAUACAAAGCGGAGAACGAGAUUUUAUUUGAAAACCAGUGUCGCAAGGAGCCUACUCGGUGGGAUCCCGUGGGCGACCUUGUGGUCGAUCAUACGCUAGGAUGCUGGCGACCGAAUGCAUAUGUCGAUAUCGGUAGUAUCCCAGUAGAAGGACCUAGCUCCGUGUUGUUUAUAGAAAAUCCGACGGUAGCGCCGGAGAUGAAACUUGGUUCAACCAGUACAACGCAAGCGCUGAAGCCAAAACCGCCCUUAUCAUCAAGCUACACCUCAACGACAGAAGAAACAACCACUACUGUCGCAGCCACUGAACACGUUGGUUUCGCUGUAGUAAGUGAUAAUCAAUCUACUCAUGUAGUGGACCAACAGUCAGUGUAUGUGAGUGUUGUCCCGAGUGUGGGCGGUGGGUCAGCAGGACCAGAUACACAACGACCCAUUACGAUAAAUCCACCACCAGUGGCGAACACAACAGACAACUCGUUAAAUCUCUCUCUACCCUGGUUCAUGCAACCAUUUGUAAAACAUCAAGUUUCUGGUGAAUCCCGUGCUAUAUCAGAUAGGCGCUUUUCAUCUUCCAAGGAAUUAAAUCAGCAGACCGAACCUGUCGAUACACUAUCUGUGCGAAAUUUGACCAGUGCAGUUAUUUUCCUUUCCGUUCUGGUCAUUCUUCUGCUUAGCUUAUUAAUAAUUUUAUUGGUGAUGUUCCAAAAACGUCGCAGAAGAAAGCGAAAAGAACAAUGGCAAAAAUUUAGAGGAUUUUUGGUGGGUUCGCAGUCAAUAGAACCUUCGGGGUUCGUCACUUCUAAAGCGGCUGGUUUGAAGGGUCCCCUUGUGCCAAUCAUUUCGGAACCUAUUCCCGUAGGCGGUAGAGCGGCAGCAUCGGCACACUCGAAUGACACGUCCACUAGUGGUGCCUCAUUGGCUUACAGUUUUGAACCCCUCGGACGCAUGAACACCUUGCAGACUUUUGGUCCUUCCCGCCCCUCCUGUAUGGACAAUAAUGCGUAUAGUUGUUCUGCCGAACGUGAGAAGUUGAGCACCGAUACAGACUCCACUUCAACGACCAGGUCACAUCAUUGUUUAUCCUUAUCACGAUCCCAUCUGGGUGGAAUCUUACCCCCUCCCAAACCAAACAGUCGUACCAAUCUGAAACUCGACCAAGACGCUGAAGAUGGACAAGCAGUACAGGCGUUACUGACGAAACUGAAACAAUCUGCAAAGAAACCACCGAGAAAACAGCACACACUUGUUUUCGAAGACGGCGAACUCUCUCAAGACAAGCUUCCAGAGGGCUUGAGGCAUUCGUAUUCGCUUAUUAAUUACACAUGGGAGCGUCCCCGGCAGUUACCGGAGUAGUAAAACAUUUUUUAUCAACGAACUUGCUCAGACUGCCUUGCAUCAGGUAUGGAGCAAGCAGAUCAUAUACUGGGCACCAAAGUACACCAGUUACCUGAUUUGUGUUCCACAGGAUGUUCCAAAAGACACCACAUUGUUUGAUGAGACAGGAAUCCAUUCGUCAUUGCUAUUCCCAGGGGACAAGAUUUUCGCAUGAAUCGCCAUGCACGAGUUACACUGAAGUGAGUGCCAGUUCGACGAAAUACAGAUGGCCUGUGUGGAGUAAAUUUCGUUUGAGCAUCACUGGCAUUUUACACUGCCCUUGCCGACAGGUUGUGUCCCUUGUCUCCAAUCUUUGAAAGGGGGACAUCGCAACGGUGACACCAACCGGAAAAGCGGAGUUUGACAGUAGACAUGUUCGCAGUCACUUACUGAUCUCGUAAAAUGCGUCUGUGUCUAAAUUAUUACAUUCGAUCCUACUUCAGAGAGUGUUUUAACGUCUACGAGGUUUCUAUCUGUUCAACUGCUGUGCUAUUAAAGUUGCCAAAUGCUGGACGUUUGGUUUCAAGGUGACUAGAUAGUAGGAUUUGUCAACCUCGCGAAGUUCUCACGGAAAUGGCCUCUGCGUGGUCGAUUGGAUUUUGUUUAUGCAACUGCCAAAUGCAUUCAUGCCAACAGUUUAACUCAAUUUCGUUCCAUAUGUGUACAGGUUCCACCAUUCCAUAAGAAAGUAUUUCAGUUCAGAGUCUAUGCGAGGUAAAUAUAUUCGUGUAUCCAUUUCCA
Messenger RNA from Dicrocoelium dendriticum, 3396 nucleotides. NCBI's taxonomy places the organism in Eukaryota, Metazoa, Platyhelminthes, Trematoda, Plagiorchiida, Dicrocoeliidae. The record is from the annotation of a GenBank genome assembly.